AAACAUUCCGUGUGGAUCCAGCAAAGUGCUCCGUUCCGUACAGCAACCCCUUCGAGUGCAGUGGUUCAUUACAUUUCCGGAUGGAAACGAUCGAUUCGAAGUGCGAUAGAAUAGGCCCUUUAUAGAAUGUCCAGCACACCAGGCGGCAGCGAUGGACCAGCAGCUGUGAAAAAGUCCUCGGAGAAAACGCCACGCAAGAGAGACCGCACCGACGGCGGCGGCGGCGGUGGUGGUGGUUCAGCUGGGAAAGGAAACGGCACUAGCAACCUCCAGCGCAAACCAACCGACCGCCAUACAGUGAAGAACCGUGUUCUUCCGAAGUAUUUUACGCGCGAAAACGACGUUUACGUUACAUACAAGUCCGACUUUACAUAUCAGCUCAAAUCCUGUCUGGACAUCCUGAACUCUCCACUCGGAGAGGUGUUCCUGCACUGCACCGGCCGGGCGAUCAACCGUGGCAUUAAUCUGGCGCUACGGAUAAAGGCCGAAUUUCCCGAAGCGUUCGAGUACGAGGUGAACACAUCCCAGAUAGCGAUCACGGAUGAUUUGCACCCCCUGCACGACGAGGACGACUUUAUGGUGCAGCGGCGCAUGAACUCGUGCCUGCACAUUCGACUGUACCGCACAAUUACGGUGAAGCAAUCCACCAAGGUCGUUGGGGAGAGAACUUAACCGUAUACGCGAAGCAAACCGCGCUCUAAAGCCGCAGCAAAAGACUCACGCGCGAAACAUGUCGGAGGAGGUAGAAAUUAAGACGUACUUUAAGCUGGUGGACGUGGUGAAAUGGAUCGGCAUCACGCAGUUCGAGAUACUGGUCAAUCUGAUUGCCUUCCUGGUGUUUACGAUCAUGCUCACGGUGAAGGCGGCGAGCGGCGAGCUGAACGGUACGCUCACCGCCAACGAAUGGUUGGACCUGUUCUCGCCCAUGUUCUGCGGCGACUUCUGCAACACCUACUUCUGCAUCAUCGUCGGCAUACGGAUGUACCUGGGCAACAAGCACCGGCAGGCGAUGCACCGGCUCGUUUGGAGCAUCCCGUUUCUGCUGCUGACGUCCGGGUUCAAGUAUCUGGUGUGCCUGAAGCUGUCCGGCCAGAUACAGCUCGAGUACAGUGAGGUGUUUUCGCCCAUCUUUGUCCUGCUGCAGAUGGUGGCGGUGAAGGCGUGCCAGUACAACCAGCAGUCCUGAUCGCACGCCAACGCCCCGUCGCGCCGUGAGCUGCUGUCGUUUAGCAAUGAUGUCGUUCUGGGCACGAUCGUGAUGCAGUGAGCUGAUGAUGCCGUUGCUUUCCGCCCGUUAAGCACGUACGAUUAAUGUUAAUUAAUAAUAAACCUGAAUACGAUCAUAUAAA
Anopheles gambiae (African malaria mosquito) is the source of this 1349-nucleotide messenger RNA. RefSeq names its product ribonuclease P protein subunit p20 (gene Rpp20). The coding region runs from base 127 to 672 and encodes 181 amino acids. The transcript has 2 exons. NCBI's taxonomy places the organism in Eukaryota, Metazoa, Arthropoda, Insecta, Diptera, Culicidae. Gene Ontology annotation, biological process: tRNA 5'-leader removal. Gene Ontology annotation, molecular function: nucleic acid binding. The record is from RefSeq and is a predicted model, not a curated record. Gene Ontology annotation, cellular component: nucleolar ribonuclease P complex; ribonuclease MRP complex; nucleus.